UCCGGGCUAGCUUGGGUCCAUUCAGCUAGCAAACAUGGCGAGCGGAGGAGUCUCCGUGGCUUCGCUGUGGACCGAGGUGAACCGCUGCGGGCAGAACGGGGACUACACGCGGGCUCUGAAGGCUCUCGGUAAAACUGUACAGGCUGGAGCGCUACGAGGAGUGCCGGUCCGUCUACACCGACCUGAUCAGGAACUCUCAGGACGAGUAUGAGGAGGAGAGGAAGACCAACCUGGCUGCUGUGGUGGCGGCCAUGAGUCAGUGGGAGAAGGCGCAGACGGAGGACCUCGGUCUUCCCGAGUCGACGUACGAGCUGUGCUACAACACCUCCUGCGCUCUGAUUGGCCAGGGGCAGCUGACGGAAGCUUUCAACAAACUACGGCAAGCUGAAGAGCUGUGCAGAGUCUCACUGGCAGAGGAUUCUGACAUGACUGAGGAGGACAUCGAGUCGGAGCUGGCGGUCAUUCACUCUCAGAUGGCGUACAUCCUGCAGCUUCAGGGUCAAACAGACGAAGCUCUGCAGCUCUACAACCAGGUUAUCAAGCUCAAGCCGUCCGACGUGGGGCUGCUCGCCGUGACGGCCAACAACAUCAUCACCAUCAACAAAGACCAAAACGUCUUCGACUCGAAGAAGAAGGUGAAGCUGACGAACGCAGAGGGCGUCGAGCACAAACUGGCCAAGAAGCAGCUGCAGGUCAUCGAGUUCAACAAGGCUCUGCUGGCCAUGUUCACCAACCAGGCCGACCAGUGCAGGAAGCUCUCCUCCAGCCUGCAGUCCCAGAACCCGGGUCACCCAUGGCCAGUCCUGAUCCAGGCAGCCCAGCUGUGCAGGGAGAAGCAGCACAGCAGGGCGAUUGAGCUGCUCCAGCAAUUCUCUGAUCAGAACCCAGAGAGUGCCUCUGGCAUCAAGCUAACAAUGGCGCAGCUGUAUUUGAUACAAGGUCACGUCACCAAAGCGUGUGAUGUCCUGAGGUCUAUUGAAGAGUUUAAGCACAAAGCAGGAAUGAUUUCAGCUCUGGUGACGAUGUACUCUCACGAGGAAGAUAUCGACGGAGCCAUCGAGGUUUUCAAACAAGCUAUUGAGCAUUAUCAGUCUGAACAGCCCGGCUCUGCUGCUCACCUGGCUCUGGUGCGAGAAGCUGCAAACUUCAAGCUGAAGCACGGACGGAAAAAAGAAGCCAUCAGUGACCUGGAGCAGCUGUGGAGACAGAACACCAAGGACGUUCACACUUUGGCACAACUCAUCUCAGCUUAUUCUCUGGUGGACACAGAAAAAGCCAAAUCCCUCAGUAAACACCUGCCAUCUGCGGACGCCAUGUCCUUCAAGGUGGACGUGGACGAGCUGGAGAACUCGCACGGCGCCACCAACGUCAGGAAAAAGGCGGGAAAAGUUGUUGGAGAGAGUCUCCCCAAAGAGCCGGGUCAAACAGAAGUCAAAAAGAAGAGGAAGAAAAAGAAAGGAAAACUGCCCAAGAACUARGACCCCAAACAGACCCCUGACCCCGAGCGGUGGCUGCCCAUGAGGGAGCGCUCKUACUACAGAGGCAAGAAGAAGGGCAAGAAGAAGGAGCAGAUCGGGAAGGGAACGCAGGGAGCGACAGCAGGAGCUUCAGCUGACCUAGACGCCAGUAAGACCGCCAGCAGCCCCCCCACCUCCCCGAGACCAGGAUCAGCGUCCGGAUCGUCUGCGGCGCCCGGCGGCGGCAGCGGCGGAGCCGUCCCUCCACGACAACAGAAACCCUCAGCUUCAGGAGCCGGCCGCAAGAAAGCACCACAGAAGAAGAAAAAAGGAGGGAAAGGAGGCUGGUAGCAGUGAGAGGUGACUUCUGAGUCAAGUUUUUUUUUUCUCUGUUCAGGUUUUUAUUCACUUUUCUUUAACUAUAAAUCCUUUUUUAAGUAUAAAAUGAAAUUCGAGGUAAACAUAUUUAAAAGAUGGUUCCACUGCUUUUAUUUUGAAAUUAUUUUUUGUUCUUAAAACCAGAGAACUUCAUAAAUAAUCAUUAUUCAUUUUAUGUAAAAGUGUAUUUUUAUGGUAAAGCUUCUGUAAAAACCCAAAAGGAACAAAAAUGUCUUUAAAUGAAUAAAAUUUAAAGUUAAAUAUUUAUAAUCAUGUCAGAUAAUUUUGUGGAUCUUUCUUCUGAAAUCAGGAUCAGAAAUAAAUCUGUUCUUUAAAAGUCCCAAUUAUAGAAGAUGACUUUAAGAUAUCACUUUAUUUGUCUUCAGCAGUAAAGAUAUUUUUGUUGUCAGUGUUUCUUUUUUCUGUAAAUAAAACUCUGAACAGCG
Austrofundulus limnaeus is the source of this 2281-nucleotide messenger RNA. RefSeq names its product signal recognition particle 72 (gene srp72). Gene Ontology annotation, biological process: SRP-dependent cotranslational protein targeting to membrane. Lineage: Eukaryota; Metazoa; Chordata; Actinopteri; Cyprinodontiformes; Rivulidae. The record is from RefSeq and is a predicted model, not a curated record. Gene Ontology annotation, molecular function: protein binding; 7S RNA binding; ribosome binding. Gene Ontology annotation, cellular component: signal recognition particle, endoplasmic reticulum targeting.